Molecule: messenger RNA, 2091 nt
Organism: Nezara viridula (southern green stink bug)
Lineage: Eukaryota; Metazoa; Arthropoda; Insecta; Hemiptera; Pentatomidae
Source: the annotation of a GenBank genome assembly
CUUACAUACCCAUAACCUUUGAGGCUCUAAUUAAUGUUGGUUUAUGUCAGUUUAAUCUGGUGACACUUGGAAUUGUUUGUUGUUUAAGUAAACACUUAACAUGAUUCUAAUUACGACUAAAUUUUGUUUUACAAUUUGAUGCGUAAAUAAGCCUAUUUUUUACAACCCCCAUACUAAUAUGGAUUGUUGAUGAUGUAAUGUCAAAAACACAUUCCAUGUUUUUUAUUGUGUAAAUGAUUUAAAAAUGGACAACUUAAGCUUCAAAUAUCCAUUUAUAAACAGGGCCUCAAUUAGUAAAUGCAAAUUAAUGUGUCACAACAGAAAUAGAAAGGAGAAUUUGAUAGUUCAUUGUUGACAUAAUUUUGUUACUUCUUUAUUAUUUUUUUAAGAUGGUUUUAAUAUGGAGACUUAGAGUCGUUUUACAACUAUUAUGUUUUUCCCUACUUUUAAUCGCAAUAGUUUUUCUUGCCAAUGGAGAAUUUCGAGGAAAGGAAAUUUCACAAAAACCUGUUAUUAAAGAAAUAAAAGCCCCUGUUGAUGGUUCUGAACCAAAAAAUGAUGACAUUUCAAAAGCCUAUUUGAGGUGGAAAAUUGAUAAAAAAGAGCUUAUAGAUGCUAAGAGUAGAAUCUAUCUUUUAGAACAAAAAGUUAAAAGUCUGGAAGCAAAACUUCCUAAGCCUUAUCCUCAUGUCAAAUUCCUGAGUUAUCGUGCUAAGAAGCGAAUUUUGGUGACUGGUGGUGCUGGUUUUGUUGGAUCACAUUUAGUUGAUAGAUUAAUAAUGCAAGGACAUGAAGUAAUAGUUGUGGAUAAUUUUUUCACUGGCAGUAAGAGAAAUGUAGACCAUUGGGUUGGACAUGAAAAUUUUGAAAUAAUUCACCAAGACAUCGUAAACCCCCUUUAUAUCGAGGUUGAUGAAAUAUAUCAUCUUGCUUCACCUGCUUCUCCACCGCACUAUAUGUAUAAUCCUGUCAAAACAAUUAAGACCAAUACCAUUGGAACCAUUAAUAUGCUUGCUUUGGCUAAACGAGUUGGAGCUAAAAUACUUAUUGCUAGUACUUCAGAAGUAUAUGGAGAUCCUGAAAUUCAUCCACAGCCUGAGUCUUAUUGGGGUCAUGUAAAUCCAAUAGGGCCACGUUCCUGUUAUGAUGAAGGUAAGAGAGUCUCUGAAUCAUUAGCUUUUGCAUAUGCCAAACACUAUCAUGUAGCAGUAAGGAUAGCUCGUAUUUUCAAUACAUAUGGUCCAAGAAUGCAUAUGGAUGAUGGAAGAGUGGUCUCUAACUUCAUUUUACAAGCUCUUAGAAAUAAGACAAUAACGGUUUAUGGACAUGGAAAUCAAACACGAUCUUUCCAAUAUGUUACUGAUCUGAUUGAUGGGUUGGUGGCUUUAAUGGCUUCUAAUUAUACCCAUCCAGUGAACUUGGGUAAUCCGGUUGAAUACUCCAUAAUGGAAUUUGCAGUUUAUAUAAAAAAACUAGUAGGAAGAAACAACCCUAUUGGAAGCACAGAAGCAGUAGAAGAUGAUCCACAGAGAAGAAAGCCAGACAUAACAAUAGCCAGAAAAACAUUGAAGUGGGAACCAAAGGUGCCCCUUGAAGAAGGAUUGAUGAAGACGAUUGAUUAUUUCAGAGAAGAACUAGCAAGAUCCUUGAACGAAGGUUACACCUGAGCUUUCCAUAAUUGGUUUUUAGUGUUAAAUACACUACAUUUUUGAAUAAUGCUGAGGUCAGGUACAUAAAAACUAAUUUGUUGAAGAGCUAUCCUUGAAGUCUGACUCAUUACUUGCAUUAUUCUCUGAAAAUAUAAAUUUUACAAGUGCACAUCUAGAAACUGAUCUCAACAUUUUGAACUAUUUUUAAACGAAGGCUGUAGCUUAGUCAAUGUUAUUGGGUGAUUUAUUUUAUAUGGUGGUGUAAUGGAACAUUUUUAUCUGAAUAUAAGGAAUUAAAAACCUAUAUAAUUGACCAAGAAGAUAAAUUGUUCUUUUAGUGUUGGUAAAUAUUUGGGUGAAUUUAAAAACUGUAAAUAAAAUAGUAAUUUUAUUAGGAAUAUUUAAUUAUGCCAUGUAAAUAAAUGUAUAGUUCAUAAAUUAA